Molecule: messenger RNA, 2196 nt
Organism: Solanum stenotomum
Lineage: Eukaryota; Viridiplantae; Streptophyta; Magnoliopsida; Solanales; Solanaceae
Product: RNA-binding NOB1-like protein
Exons: 5
Coding region: 37-1980 (647 amino acids)
Biological process (GO): maturation of SSU-rRNA
Cellular component (GO): preribosome, small subunit precursor
Molecular function (GO): RNA endonuclease activity
Source: RefSeq, a predicted model, not a curated record
AACUUUUUAGGGUUUUAGAGUCCCCUUCCCAUCACUAUGAGCUCUACAGCCAUGGAUAUCCACCCCCCUCCUCCACCACCAUGUUGGAGCAACAUAGUGAAGCAACAACCGCCGCCACGGCCACCGCCGCAACUUACUACUACUCCGGCCACCGUCACCGCCGCCGUAGCUGCAGCAACAGCGGCGAAGGUAGGUAAUGGAGUUUUGGUAGGGAGCUGCAAGUCGACGAAGGGGAUAGCAGUGGCUGUGGUAGAUGCAAACGCUAUAAUUCAAGGCGGAGAUAAGCUGAAUCAUUCUGCUGACCGGUUUUUUACGGUACCUGAAGUGCUUGCGGAGAUUCGUGACCGGAACUCCCGUCAUUCACUCAAUUUACUUCCGUUCACUAUUGAUACCACGGAGCCUUCCCCUGAUUCUCUUAAAAAAGUUAUUAGCUUUGCAAGGGGUACUGGUGAUUUGCACACACUUUCUGAUGUGGAUCUCAAGCUCAUUGCUUUAACUUACACAUUGCACGCUCAAUUUCAUGGAACCCAGCAUCUCCGAGAUUGCCCUCCAGCUAUUCACAUGAUUAAUGUAAAAAGGUUGCCAGAGAAGGACUUGCCUGGAUGGGGCGCUAACAUCUCUAAUCCGGAAGAAUGGGAAGCAAUAGAACAUGCACUUGAUGAUGGAGCAGACACUACCUCUAGAAUUCUUCCCUUGAAAGAUUUGAGCUUGAAUGUUAUUCCUCUUGAUCAACAAAGUGGUAGAGAUGGUUCUGUCGUGAAUGGUGUUGAUUCUCAUUCUGAGAAUCAGAUGGAUGCCAACGAUGGCUUCAGUAAACCUCAAAAGUACUUGCCACAGAAAAAAGAGGUGAAGAUUAAUGGUAAGAAGAUGGUUGCUGAUGGAAUUGAUGCAUCACAGGGACAAUAUGAUGAUCAUGGUGAUGAUUGGCUACCUGCUGUGAGCAGAAGUACUCAUAGGAGAUUUCUCAGACGAAAAGCUAGGCGUGAAAUGUCUGAAACAUCAUCUAAAAUGGAUGAUUUACAAGAUGCUACUGAAAAUACAGUAGAUGAAAACCUCGAAAACUGUCAAUGCGAUGAUAUCUCUAUGAACCAAAUCCCUGAAGAAAAUCCCGAGGCGAAUGCCGAGGAUGGUAAUGUUUCUGAAGUAAGAGACGGUGAAGAAAAAUUGUCUAUGAUUUUGAGUCAGAUGCGGCUUGAAGAAGAUUCUGCUAAAGCUCUUCAAGAUGAUGCAGAUGUAAACAUUUCCAAUGAGGGGCCUGAAUCAAAUGAUGCUAAUCAAGACGGUAAAGAAUUUGAAGAAGAUGAAGGGGAGGAUUUCGUCUGUGCUGAUGGAGGAGCGGAAGAUGCAGAGAUGUCCAGCCAGAUGGAUGAGAGCGUUGAGACAUCGUUUGUGGAUGAUAACAGCAGUGAACAAAGUUGGAUGUUAAAAUCUUUGUCCGAGUCAAGUGUGGCCUGUGUGACAGCUGAUUAUGCAAUGCAAAAUGUUAUUCUUCAAGUCGGUUUACGCCUUGUGGCACCUGGAGGAAUGCAGAUCCGUGAGCUGCACAGGUGGGUACUGAAAUGCCAUGCCUGCUAUAAAGUGACAACAGAUGUUACCAAGAUUUUCUGUCCCAAUUGUGGAAAUGGGGGAACUUUACGCAAGGUAGCAGUGACUGUUGGCGAAAAUGGCAUUGUGAUUGCAGCACGCAGACCACGUAUAUCCUUGCGAGGGACAAAGUUCUCCCUGCCUUUACCUCAAGGGGGUAGAGGUGCUGUUACCAAGAACCCAGUAUUACGCGAGGACCAGCUUCCGCAGAAGUAUCUUUAUCCUAAAACAAAGAAGAAGAACAAGGGGGAUGACAACAUAUUUACUCCGGACACUAUUUUUCUCAACCAUACUAGUAAGAAGGCUCCUCUGCAGCCCCCUGUUCGCAAGGCACUAGCUGUUUUCAGCGGGAAGAGGAAUCCUAACGACAAUCAUUAUUCUCGCGCUAAGCAUUAGUUUGAAUUUUUCGAAAAGACCACUCUUAUGAGUUCACAUUUUUAUACGAGCGAUCUGGGUUUUCUAUACUAGUCCAUUAUAUAGUUGGAUGCCCUGAAGAUCAAUGCUACCAAAUCCUACUUUACAGAUUAUUUUUUUGGGGGCUUGUUUAUGGAUGGUCUCAGUAAUAUGGGAUACAGUUUUAUUAUAAAUAUUUAAUGAUAUUGAGUUUCUGCA